Molecule: messenger RNA, 455 nt
Organism: Drosophila teissieri
Lineage: Eukaryota; Metazoa; Arthropoda; Insecta; Diptera; Drosophilidae
Gene: EbpII
Product: ejaculatory bulb-specific protein 2
Exons: 2
Coding region: 114-326 (70 amino acids)
Source: RefSeq, a predicted model, not a curated record
AUUUUUAAUCUGCAUUUAAAUUGUAAAAAUAUUGCUAUAUAAACCGGAUUCAAGACCUAUUUGCUAUCAACUGGGAAAUACUUUCAGUGCGACACUUCAGCUCAAUUUACAUCAUGCUUCGAAUUUUGGUUUUAAUGAUUACAUUCGCUUUAAUGACUGGUAGUGCUUUUUGUUCUAUCGAGAACCUUAUGCGUAUUUUUGGCGGUGGAAGUGCUAAUUCUAAAGGCAGUGGAUCUUCUACUUUGGAUGUCAACAGAGUGAUAAAUGUAAUUCCACCCACUAACGAUUUCUCUUUUGGAUAUGGCUUUCGUCCUGGAUUCUUUUGAUUUGGUCCGGACUUAUAUUAUUUGUUUUGUGUUGAGGGCAGCUGGUUUCAUGUAAAGCGUACUCGCUUUAUAAUAAAUACAUAUACUAUUUAUCCAAUGCUACAAAUACAAUCAAUUCUGUCACAUUAA